AUGGAGGCUGCAAACAAAGAUUUCUCAGAGAAUAUUGGCAGACUAACAUCAAACAUUGAAAAACUGACAAAUUCAGUUACAGAUCUGUUUGUGCUUAUGAGACAGUCAAUGGCCCAGAAUCCGUUUGUUGCACCACCGCCACCAUCACAUAACAGCUCACACCAUCAGCAGCAUUAUGGUUACCUCUAUGCUCCAGUUGGAAAAUGGGACAAGCCUUUUAACCGAGAAACAACCAGUGAGAGUACAUUUCAUAUAGAUGAUAAGACCACCGUUCCAGUGCAAAUGCUGCACCAGUAUGAACGUCUCAAAGUCUAUUAUGAUGCUGAAUUGUCCACUAAAGUCCUCUGUCUUGACUACAACGAUUCCUUCUCCAUGUUUCUGGCUGUCCCAGAUGUUCACAUGGGGCGAAAAACCAUCAAAGAUCUAGAGAUGACAGUCUCUAGACAGCACAUUGAAAAGUGGAGGAGAAGUGUAUCUGAACGAAAAGUUGACAUCUACGUCCCCAAGCUUUCUCUGAAAACAUCAUACUCCCUGAAGGAUAUUUUGAAGGGAAUGGGAAUGGCUGAUAUGUUUUCAGAUAAAGCCGACUUUACAGGAGUUUCAGAGGAAAAGAUCUUCGUUUCAAAAGUUUUGCAUAAAGCCACUCUGGAUAUCGAUGAGAAAGGAACCACCGCAGCAGCAGUGACAACAGUUCAUUUAAGAUUUAUGUCCUACAGCCCAAUGAGUGAUUUGAGAUUUGAUCGCCCAUUCAUGAUCUUUAUCACGGAUCAAACAAAUUACAACAUCCUUUUCUUUGGGAAAGUGGUCAACCCAAAUGAAAAACUAUGAUGUGGCCCACAACAUGUUAAAACAAUGUUAGCCAGUAGGUGGAAACCAUUUAACAACUGCUGUGCCAUAUAUUGCUGACUUCCUGCAGAGUUCAGUUCUUAUUGUUAUAAAACAGCUGGAUCAGCUAAUGUAGGUGAUGGUGGGAAAUAAAAUGCAAAAAACUGGACUUGCAACACAGGG
This is a messenger RNA of Danio rerio (zebrafish), 1008 nucleotides long. NCBI's taxonomy places the organism in Eukaryota, Metazoa, Chordata, Actinopteri, Cypriniformes, Danionidae. The record is from RefSeq and is a predicted model, not a curated record.